This is a messenger RNA of Mytilinidion resinicola, 504 nucleotides long. RefSeq lists its product as uncharacterized. The coding region runs from base 1 to 504 and encodes 167 amino acids. NCBI's taxonomy places the organism in Eukaryota, Fungi, Ascomycota, Dothideomycetes, Mytilinidiales, Mytilinidiaceae. The record is from RefSeq and is a predicted model, not a curated record. The transcript has a single exon.
AUGUCCCCCCCCACCGCGACCCUCCUCCACGGCACCACCGCGGCCCUGCACGCCCUCCACCCCGCCGCCUUCCUCGUCCUCUUCACCCCCGUCGUCCCGCCGCCCCCCUCGCCCGCCGCGUCCCCGCCGCACACGGACCCCUUCGAGCCGCUCGGCCGCGCCCUCGCCCAGCGCCACGCCCGCAUCCGCCACGUGCCCUACGUGCCCGCCGUCGGCAUGACGGACACGCACCUCGCGUUCCUGCGGCACGCGGGCGCCGUCGUGGUGGUGGUUGUCGUUAGCAGCGAGGAGGAUGGCAAGGGGGCCGGGGGGCAGUGGGAGUUUGCGAGAGGGGUGGUGGCGCAGAAGGCCGGGGUGGAGGAGCUGGGGGAUGUGCCGGUUUGUUUGGUGCUUGUGGGCGGGGAUGGGCGGGGGAGGGAGUUUGGGGAGUUUGGGGGGGUGGUUUGGACGAGGGAGUAUGGGGAGGGAGCAUUGAGGGAGGUGGCGGGGGUGAUGGUUGGGUAG